Messenger RNA from Gopherus evgoodei (Goodes thornscrub tortoise), 2911 nucleotides. It is a transcript of the gene KLF1, whose product is annotated as Kruppel like factor 1. NCBI's taxonomy places the organism in Eukaryota, Metazoa, Chordata, Testudines, Testudinidae. The coding region runs from base 93 to 1196 and encodes 367 amino acids. Gene Ontology annotation, biological process: regulation of transcription by RNA polymerase II. The transcript has 3 exons. Gene Ontology annotation, molecular function: DNA-binding transcription factor activity, RNA polymerase II-specific; RNA polymerase II cis-regulatory region sequence-specific DNA binding. The record is from RefSeq and is a predicted model, not a curated record.
GGGGGUAGGGAGGUGGAGGGGUUGGUCCCCCCACCAGCCCUUGGGCUCUGAUUCCCCACCACCCCCAGCCCUGACCUGGGGCCUGGCUGGCUAUGGCUUUCACUGAUGCUGUCCUGCCCUCCAUCAGCAGCCUGGCAGGUUUCUGCCACUUCCAGGAGAAGCAGUCGGAGAUCCUCAAGUGGUGGAAGGUGGAAGAUACCCCGGCCCCCCCAGCGCCCGGCCCCGUGGACCUAGCCCAGCCCCACAGCUCCCUGCAGCUCAAGCAAGAGGACGAGGAAUCCUGCUGGGACCUGGACUUCCUGCUCAGCAAUUUCCCCAGCACAGAGGCUGGUGGUCUUGGCCCAGGCGGGGGGAUUGAGGCAGGGCCUGGGCUGUGCCAGGCGGAUGCCUACAUGGGGCAGAGCCCAGGCCGGUACACAGCGGGGGCUGGGCUCCCGGACCCCCCUAGCCUGGUAGCUGAGCUCCUGUUGGGGGACGAGCCCCUGGGCUGCAGCUCGGUGCCUCCCGGCUAUGCCCGGGGGCAGGAAAAGGGAGGAGCAGGCACCUUUGGGGGGCAUUUGCCAGCAUACCCCUCCAGGCCGGACUGUGAGGCCCAGCCCCCCGGCGGGUACGGGGAGCCCCGGCCUGUGGCCCUGCGGCAUGGCUACCAGCUGACGUACGGGGGCUAUGCCCCACUGGCCCCCACCCUGUUGGCCCGGGGCGCCCCCUACUGCCAGCUGCCUCAGCUGCCCCCCUACGGCCUAGGAGGCAGCUACCAGGCCUUCUGUCACAGCCAGUACCAAGCCCGGUUCCAGCUGUACCGGGGCAGCCCAGCUCUGCUGCCCUCCCCGGCGCCCACGGGCUACCUCGGGCUCCUGGCGCCGCCCGCCCCGCCGCCCGGGGAGCUCCCGGCCAAGCCCAAGAGGAGUCGCAAGGCCUGGGCCCACAAGCGCCCUAGCAGCCACACCUGCAGCCACCCCAGCUGCGGCAAGACCUAUACCAAGAGCUCCCACCUCAAGGCCCAUCUCCGCACCCACACAGGCGAGAAGCCGUACCACUGCACCUGGGAGGGCUGCGGCUGGAAGUUCGCCCGCUCCGACGAGCUGACACGCCACUACCGCAAGCACACGGGGCAGCGCCCCUUCCAGUGCCGGCUGUGCCAGCGUGCCUUCUCCCGCUCGGACCACCUGGCCCUGCACCUGAAGAGACACUUGUAGUGACCGAGGCUACACUGUGCCUGGCUCUGCCUGCGCCACGGACUGGAGCGGCCGCGCCACCAGCAUCGCCCUGUGACUGCCACAGAUGCUCGGGGCCAGACGGGCACCGGUCAGCAGCAGAACUGGGGUGGGGGGUGUUUAGGUUUCCUGUGGCUGAGGGGAAUGGACCUGGGUGGGGGUUGUCUGAGUGCCCCCUCUUUGAGGGCACUAGGGUGCUUUGGGGGCUGGUAGUUCCCUGGUUGGGGGGCCAGUGGAUGUACAGACUCAGCUUGAGGGAGGUAUUGUCCUGAUCCUGUGUGUGUUUGGGGGGGAGGUUGAUCCUGGAUCUGCCCCCAUCAGCAGCCCUCCCCCUGUGGUCCUGGCCAGCUGUCCUUUGUCCAGUGCCAGCUGCUUCCUUGGUGUGGGGAACCUCUCCCCUCCUGGGGGUGUCUGGAACCCUUCCUCCUGGGAUCUGUCCUGCCUGUUGAGAGCACCUGCAACUCACCCCCCUCAGAACCUAGUCUUUCACGAGCAAUGCCUAGACUCCAACCUGCUGGCUCCUAGAACCUGCCUGCUCUUGUGGCGCCUAGAACCCAACCCCAUGGAACCUGCCUGCUCUUGUGGCACCUAGAACCCGACCCCAUGGAACCUGCCUGCUUUUGUGGCACCUAGAGCCCCGUGUGCUAGAACCUGCCCGCUUUUUUUGGCACCUAGAACCCAACCCCCUGGAACCUACUUGCUCUUGUGGAACCUAGAACCCACCCCUGGAGUCUGGAGAUCCUUCCUUAAAACCCCACUGCUAUGGGGUCCUCUCUUGCACUGGGGUCCCCUCUUGCACUGGAGCUGAGCAGGCAGCACUGAGGCAGGUGCUCCCUAGUGGCAGUGAGCCAUUUAAUCAGGUUCUUUUCUUUCCUCUUCAGCAGCGACAAUCAGCAGCUGUCUCCUUAUUAAAUGUCGGGGGGGGGGGGGCUGAGAUACUCAGACUUUAUAAACCCCAAGAGAUGGGGGUCCAGCAUCUUUUCCCUUUAGGGGGUGCUGGCUUUGCUCUGGCCCCAGGGCAGGGAACUGGCUGGCUGGGGACUGGGAUGUGAGGCCUUUCCCUGCUAAGGGGAGCUGGAUGACUUACUUUAAUCAUUAAAGAACCAGCUGUAAUUUCCAGCUCCAUGAAAUGAGUUUGAGUCUCAGAUCCAUUCCCAUGAUCCUCUUCUCUUCUCCCCCUGCAGAGGCUAAACUGUUACAAUCCCUCCCUGGUGCCCCAGCUUCUGCCAUCCUUGGGGUAGGGGUGGGGAUUGGGCCAGGCCCAGAGGAGCAGGGUGAGGAGAAGCAGUGGGGAUGGGGAUGGGGGGACUUCUCUGAAUGAACUGACUCCAUUCAGAACAGCUGCUGGCCCUGGCCUCAUCUCACAGGGGUAGCAACUUGACCUCCCAGCUCAGCAUACACAAGCUGUGGGACUCUUUGAAGGAGUAAAUUUACUCCCAGAGUAACUCUUUCCUGUUUCAGGGACCCAGUUCUUCUGUCUUCAUCCAUCAGUUCUGUAAUUGAUGCCUGUGACCAGAUUCCCUUUCUUUUCAGUGUUUCUCCCCCUGCCUAGUGUGUGUCAUAUGCCCUAUACUGCUAUUGGCAAAUGGGCAUUCCCCUUGCUGUGUCUUCCAUGCAGAAUCCACACCCCAUUGUGUUUGAACUCCUAACCCAGGAGAGGUUUGAAAUGAAGUUUUCUCUGCCCUGGCUCUUUGAAA